Oryza sativa Japonica Group (Japanese rice) is the source of this 4332-nucleotide messenger RNA. NCBI's taxonomy places the organism in Eukaryota, Viridiplantae, Streptophyta, Magnoliopsida, Poales, Poaceae. The record is from RefSeq and is a predicted model, not a curated record.
UGUUGGACAAACUGCUGGUGCCUUUGCUGCUGCAUGUUGCAAUCAUCCUGAGCCGUUGACUGCCAGUACGUAGCUUCCAACAGUUAGCUAGAGAUUUCGUAAGCGUCUGGAAGAUGUGUAAACAAAAGGGAUGAUAAGGAAUUAGUAAUGUGAUAUGAUUUUCAUCGACGUGCAAUAAUUAUUAUGCACGCGACUGCAAUCAUUACGUGGUGGUAUAUACGCGCAGGUCAGAGGCGCUGGGGGUUCCUGGGAGAAGGCAGAGUCCGAAGCGUGCGUUCACGAGAGCGCGCGUCGGCGCGGGGUACCGAUGGACGAGAAGAGGGCGGCGCGGACGCCGCGAGCUGGAGCGCGGAACGCGGUGAACGGCGGCGAGUCGGGAUGUUGCAGCGAGAAGGCUGCGCGGUGGGGAUGGCGCGCGCCGGUGGAGGUGGCCGUGGUCGGGUUCGUCGCCACCUUGACGUUGCUCGUUCUACUGUACGGCGGCACGGGAAGCUUGCUGUCGUUCACCUCGCCGAGGACGGAGUUUGUGCAGAAGCUUGCAGCUGCCGCAGCAUCACCUUCCCACGGAGCACCGGAAGACACGCCCGAGACGUCGACUCGGCACGACGACGACCGUCUCCUCGGCGGACUGCUCUCUCCGGCCUUCGACGAGCAUUCCUGCCGUUCCCGGUACACGUCGUCCCUCUACCGCCGCCGUUCACCGUUCCGCCCGUCCACCUACCUCGUCGAGCGACUCCGGCGGUACGAGGCCCGGCACAAGCGGUGCGGCCCCGGCUCCGCCCUUUUCCAGGAAGCCGUCGAGCACCUGCGCUCCGGCCGCAACGCCGCGCGCUCCGAGUGCCAGUACGUGGUGUGGACGCCGUUCAACGGGCUCGGCAACCGCAUGCUCGCGCUCGCGUCAACCUUCCUCUACGCGCUCCUCACCGACCGCGUCCUGCUAGUGCACGCGCCGCCGGAGUUCGACGGCCUCUUCUGCGAGCCCUUCCCCGGAAGCUCAUGGACAUUGCCCGCCGACUUCCUGAUCACCGACUUCGACGGCGUCUUCACCAUGUGGUCGCCGACGAGCUACAAGAACAUGAGGCAGGCCGGCACGAUAAGCAACGCUACCGCGGAGCAGAGCCUGCCAGCCUACGUGUUCCUUGAUCUCAUCCAGUCGUUCACCGAUGCCGCCUUCUGCGACGACGACCAGCAGGUCCUAGCCAAGUUCAACUGGAUGGUGAUAAAGUCCGACGUCUACUUCGCCGCCAUGUUAUUCCUCAUGCCGGCCUAUGAGCGCGAGCUGACGCAGCUGUUCCCGGAGAAGGAGGCCGUGUUCCACCACCUGGCGCGGUAUCUCUUCCAUCCGUCGAACGACGUGUGGGGCAUCGUGCACAGGUUCUACGAGGCCUAUCUCGCCAGGGCCGACGAGCUUGUCGGCCUCCAGGUGCGCGUGUUCCCGGAGAUGCCCAUACCGUUCGACAACAUGUACGAGCAGAUCAUCCGGUGCUCGGAGCAGGAGGGGUUGCUGCCCAAGCUAGGACAGACGGUCGUCGUCACCGCGGCGAACGGCUCGUCGGUGGUGGCGCCGAGCACGAAGCUGACUUCCAUACUGGUGACGUCGCUGUUCCCGGACUACUACGACCGCAUCCGCGGCGUGUACCACGCGAGGCCGACGGAGACAGGGGAGUACGUAGCGGUGCACCAGCCGAGCCACGAGCGGGAGCAGCGCACGGAGGCGCGCGGCCACAACCAGCGCGCGCUGGCCGAGAUAUACCUGCUGAGCUUCUGCGACCGCGUCGUGACGAGCGCCGUGUCGACGUUCGGGUACAUCGCGCACGGGCUAGCCGGGGUGCGGCCGUGGGUGUUGCUGCGGCCGCCGUCCCCGGUGGCGCGCGCCGAGCCGGCGUGCGUCCGGUCGGAGACCGUCGAGCCGUGCCUGCAGGCGCUGCCUCGACGGAUGUGCGGCGCGGCGGAAGGCAGUGACAUUGGGGCUCUGGUGCCUCAUAUCCGGCAUUGCGAGGAUGUACAAAAAGGUGUGCACGCAUGCAGUUCCUUGACCAAUUCUCACAUCAACCACGAGCAUGCAUCGCACACAUGCAUAACCAUGACACGACAUGAUUAUUUCGAGCAGAGGCUGGCCACCAGCGGGCCGAGCCGCGGAGAACGAGGCGAGGCGGUGGGGAAGGCUCCGGCGAGCCUCCGCGCGCGCCGCGCUGGUGCUCUGCUCGCUGACGAUGAUUCCAGUCGUCGUCGUCCUCCACCGGUGUGCGGUCUCCUCCUCCUGGCCGGAUCGGGUUUUCGAAGCCAAGCACAUCGCGGGAGCCGGCGAGCAAGAUGACAAGGAACUACAGUACUCCUGUACAACCCAAAAAUGACUCUUCGUUUCCUUCAAUUAUGUUGUAACCCCUGUUUUCAACUCUAAUUAUGAUUUCACUAAUAUUUCUCCUGCUUUUUUUUCUAACUCUGUCCUUAUUUUUCUGAAAUGAAGCUUGUAUUUAUCCCCAUUACGUUAAGGUGAUAUAAUAGGAUAAACUUCAUGUAUAAACCAUUUUACUCGUUUCAACAUGAUCUUUUUACUUAUUCAAUUAAAAAAAAGUGAGGCAUAAACUUAACAUAAAUCUGUCCACUGUUUUGACAUCAAUAUUAAAACAGUUAAAGAUGUGUUCGGGAGGUGAGGACCUCCCGCGCACGUAGAAUGGAGCGACGUAUUAUGAUUAAUUAAUACUUUGCUUUUUUAAAAAGAAUGGAUUAAUAUGAUUUUUAAAGCAACUUUCGUAUAGUUUUUUUUUCAGAAAAUAUAUCGUUUAGCAGUUUGAAAAGCGUGCGCGCGAAAACGAAGGGAGGUGAGUUAGGAAAGUUAGGGAAAGAACUAAGCUAAGUCGUCAUUUUGACGUAAUAGUGCAAUUAGAAGGUUCAUUUUUAUAUAGGGAGAAAUCACAAAACUAAAAGGAGUAAAAAUCAUAACUUGCGUUAAAAAUGAAGAUAAAAAUAUAGAACCGCUAGCUCCUUUUAUGUUUGAACUUGCACUUACGUGUAGGUGUGGUAUAUGUGCGUAGGGGUGUGCGCACAUGUAGUCUUCCAUCAUGUAAUCGGGAAAAAUAGUUAUACAUAGAGGGAUGCACGUGACAUUACUCCUUCCGUUUUCCAAUAUCCGGUAAUUUUGAUUUCUCCUUUUAAACUUUGGCCAUUAGCUGUCUUUAAUUGUUAUGUAGAAGUUAACAAUAGUUGUAUGAUUAAAUUUAGGACAUACCCAUUUCAAUAACAUGGCAUCAAUUUUAGUGUUCAUAAAUAUUAAAAAUGAAACGAGUGAUCCAAAAGCCAAAUGUGUCCUGUAUAAUAACUAAACGAAGGGAGCUAAUUAAUACUCCAUGAUUAUGAACAUCCAUGAUCAAAACUCGUAGGACUCAUUUGAAACACAGAAUUGAAUAAAAAAGAGAAGUAUAAAAAAUAAUACAAGAUUUUGAUUAAGAUAUUUUGUUUUGCUUAUUUUGAUAGGAGUACAAUCGCAAAAUAGAGAACUGCAAAUAUAUGGAAAUCACUGUCUGAUUAAGCUGUUGGAAAAACAUAAAUCAGAAAUCGGAUGCGAGAUAGACUGAUAGAAAAAUUUUUAAGAGGUUAGAGUUAUUGCUAGUAAGUUUUUUUUUUUUUGCCAAAUUUCACGUGCAACGACUCAAUGAGCCAUUCUACAGGGAUUUUAUAGGAUUAAAAAAAUCUCCAAUCCUUUAUACUACCUCCGUCCCAUAAUAAUUGUAUUUAUACUCUUCAAAUUUUGUCCUACAAAAAUUGUAUUUCUGAUAAGAUGAGACCCACAAAUGGAAUUUGUAUCCCAACCUUCCUUUUAAUUAAGUUUACAUAUGGAAUGUGUGCCUCAACCUUUCUUUUAACAAAGUAUACAUAUGAAAUAUAUGCAUGCAAUGUAGUUAUUAAAUAGGGUUAUUGUGGUAAAUUGUGUUUGUUGUUAAUAUGUCUCUAAUUCCCUAGAAAUGUAAUUAUUAUGGGACGGAGGGAGUAUCAAAAGGUCAAAUAGAAAAAAAAAUCUAUAGAAAUUAAAUCCUAUGAUUUUUUUCUCACAAAUUCUUUUGAUUCAAAUUGGCCCUAAAAAUGUAAGGGUGUGUUUAGUUCACGCUAAAAUUGGAAGUUUUGCUGAAAUUGAAACGAUGUGAUGAAAAAGUUGAAAGUUUGUUUGUGUAGAAAAGUUUUGAUGUGAUAGAAAAGUUAAAAGUUUGAAACUAAACUCGGCCUAAGACGGGAUGUAAAAUUGGACGAGGAGAUUACAAAAUUAUUACAUGUACUCUACUGUGCCAUUACGGUCCGACCCCACCAACCACUACUGGCUCAGACACGUUGUCUACC